AUUGCUUUUUCAGGGUUGGUUUGAAAUGCUUUUCGAAAACCAAAAUCUAGAUAGCCGGGAACAGUAAUAAUGUAGUAGACCAUAAAUCACAACGACAAUUCGCAGACUCUACAUGACACUGACAAUGUCAAAAACCUUAAAUGCAGCUGCAUCUACCUCCUCCUUUCGCCCUUGGGUUUCAAGCACCGCUGUCAAGCUUGAUUUGGUGGGUCAUUAAUUGCAAAUGCAACUUUAUUAGCCGAGGGGAACAAUGGAAGAGGGCGUAACUUGGAAGGAUGGUUGGUCCGGCGAGGCCUCUUUUUGUUCUGUUCGGAUCGUCCAUUGUCCAGUUUAGCUUUGCCAAUGAGGGCUGGGGAGCUGCUCUUGCUGAUAUCUACUCACGCAAGGCAGAUAUUCUGGUUCGAGGAUACUCUGGAUGGAACUCUCGGCGGGCACUACAAGUUAUAAAUCAAGUAUUUCCAAAGGAUGCAAUUCAGCAGCCCUCAUUAAUCAUUGUAUAUUUUGGUGGAAAUGAUUCUAUGGGUCCUCACCCCUCAGGAUUAGGUCCUCAUGUACCACUUCCUGAAUACAUUGAGAACAUCAAGAGAAUGGCAACCUAUCUCCAGGACCUCUCAGAAUCGACACGCUUGAUUUUUUUAAGUUGCCCACCUGUUAAUGAAGAUAUGAUUAGUGGUACUUCAAGUGGCAUUUUUUGUCCAUUAGUACGAACAAAUGAAUUGUGUCAUCAGUAUUCUGAAGCCUGUGUGCAAGUCUGCAAAGAGAUGGAUAUCAAGGUUAUAGAUCUCUGGUCAGCCAUACAAAUAAGGCCAGAUUGGCGUACUGCUUGCUUCACAGAUGGUAUUCAUUUAUCUUCGGAGGGUAGCAUUAUUGUAGUCGAGGAAAUUUUGAAAGUUCUCAAGGAAGCAGAUUGGGAGCCUUCUUUGCACUGGAAGAAUAUGCCAACGGAAUUUAGUGAAUCUUCACCUUUUGAUUUAGUAUCAUCCGAAAUGAAGAGCACUGUCAAUAUUUCCGAGUUUACUUUUCACAGAGAAAAGCAGUGGAAUUAAGUUUUCGUUUCAUAUUCUAGUUUCAUCUCGCUCAGGGAAUUUAUAACAUGCAUUCACUUUUAUUAUAACUGUUAAGCUUCCUUUGUAUAAGCAAUAUAAGCGUAUCAAUGAGGUUAUGUGUUUAUCAAUUACAUCUUCAUAUGCAGAGAAUCAUAUUAUUGGAAGGAGUUAGUGAAGGGUAGAUAAUCAUCUGCCCAUCUAAUAUAUAUGUUCAUUAUUUUUUUUUGUUUUAAA
This is a messenger RNA of Cryptomeria japonica (Japanese cedar), 1280 nucleotides long. RefSeq names its product GDSL esterase/lipase WDL1. The coding region runs from base 276 to 1046 and encodes 256 amino acids. The record is from RefSeq and is a predicted model, not a curated record. Lineage: Eukaryota; Viridiplantae; Streptophyta; Pinopsida; Cupressales; Cupressaceae. The transcript has 6 exons.